UUGGAAACCCUCCGGCUACGGAUUUCUACAAUAAAUUUCAGCGCGAGCUCAAUACAGAGCACUGAAAAUCAACAAAAUUCUCAUCCCGAUCUCAGUGAAUUUUUCGUGUCUUCGAUUGCGCAAUCGAUUUUCUAUUUCUCAUCGCGGUUUGUGAAACUCGAAAAAAAGAAGAGAACAUGCCACAUUAUAAAUUGAGCUAUUUUGGAACAGUAGGAAUCGGCGAGUCGAUUCGAUUUCUACUGAAGUACGGUGGUCAAGACUUCGAAGAUAUACGUAACGGCAUUGAAGAAUGGCCAAAGAUAAAACCUACUACACCUUACGGAGUACUGCCGGUAUUGGAAAUCGACGGAGAAGUCCACCACCAAAGUUUGGCUAUAUGCAGAUAUUUAGGCAGAGAAUUUAACCUGGCUGGCAAAGACAGUCUGGAAAACCUAAGGAUCGAUACCAUGGCGGACACUAUUAACGACUACCGACUAGUCUUUACACAAACUAUAUGGCCACCGAAUGGGGAAGAUAAGAGUAAAAAAUUGGAAUCACUCAUAAAUGAGCACAUACCGUAUUAUCUGACGAAGUUUGCGGAACAGGUGAAGAAGAAUGGCGGUUACUUCGUCGGAGGAAAGGUAACGUGGGUCGACGUCUACUUCGCUUCUUUGAAGCCGUAUCUCGACUUCGUCGCUGGAUUCGACACCCUGAAAGACUAUCCGAUAUUGAAAGAGCUCACUGAGAAGAUCUACGCGAUUCCGAACAUCAAGAAGUGGAUCGAAGAACGCCCGACUCGAUGCAGCCUUCGAGAGUACUUGGCUGGACUAUGCGCAACGAUCACGAUGCUGAUCAUCACUGGGAACGGUUUCAAGUAUGACCUUCAGCCUAUAAAUAGCAAUAUUAGAUACUCAUUUGUCGAACACAGAGAAGAAGAAAAAAUGCCACAUUAUAAAUUGAGGUAUUUCGCAACAACAGGAAUCGGCGAGUCGAUUAGAUUUCUGCUGAAGUACGGUGGCCAAGACUUCGAAGAUGUACGUUACGAUCUUCACGAUUGGCCAAAAAUAAAACCCACUACACCUUACGGAGUAUUGCCGGUAUUGGAAAUCGACGGAGAAGUCCACCACCAAAGUUUGGCUAUAUGCAGAUAUUUGGCUAAGGAAUUCAAGCUGACUGGCAAAGACAGUCUUGAAGAUCUGAGGAUCGAUACCAUUGCGGACACGAUCAACGACUACAGAAUAGUCUUCAUAAGGGCUAUGUUUCCACCGGAUGCGGCGGAUAGGGCUCAAAAAAUGGAGUCGCUCGUCAGUGAGCACAUGCCGUAUUAUCUGCCGAAGUUUGAGGAGCAGGUCAAGAAGAAUGGCGGUUACUUCGUCGGAGGAAAGGUAACGUGGGCCGAUUUCUAUUUCGUUGCCUUGAAGUCAUACCUGGACUCCAUCGUUGAAUUCGAUACUCUGAAGGAUUAUCCGGCUUUGAAAGAGCUAACGGAAAAGGUCUACGCGAUUCCUAGUAUCAAAAAGUGGCUGAGCGAACGCCCUACCGGAUGCUGCGUUAAGGAUUUCUUCGCUGGAAAAUAAGUUCACGAGUGCAUUGUAUCGUCGAUUAUUUCCUCCAGUUGUUCGUCUAUGCGUUAUUGUGAAAAAUUCUGUCGAUUUUCUUCGUGAAUAAAGUUUAAUUCGGUUACA
Messenger RNA from Athalia rosae (coleseed sawfly), 1664 nucleotides. RefSeq lists its product as uncharacterized. Bases 177 to 1556 code for a protein of 459 amino acids. The transcript has 9 exons. The record is from RefSeq and is a predicted model, not a curated record. Gene Ontology annotation, biological process: glutathione metabolic process. Gene Ontology annotation, molecular function: glutathione transferase activity. Lineage: Eukaryota; Metazoa; Arthropoda; Insecta; Hymenoptera; Athaliidae.